This is a messenger RNA of Rhodotorula graminis WP1, 699 nucleotides long. RefSeq lists its product as uncharacterized. Gene Ontology annotation, molecular function: polyubiquitin modification-dependent protein binding. The transcript is spliced from 7 exons. Gene Ontology annotation, biological process: proteasome-mediated ubiquitin-dependent protein catabolic process. Lineage: Eukaryota; Fungi; Basidiomycota; Microbotryomycetes; Sporidiobolales; Sporidiobolaceae. The record is from RefSeq and is a predicted model, not a curated record. Gene Ontology annotation, cellular component: nucleus; proteasome regulatory particle, base subcomplex; cytosol. The annotation marks the transcript as partial.
AUGUCGCUCGAGGCCACCAUGAUCGUGCUCGACAACUCGGCCCACUCGCUCAACGGCGACUUCAUCCCCAACCGCCUCCAGGCCCAGUCCGACUGCAUCUUUACCAUCAUGGGCACAAAGAUCAACGCUCACCCGGAAAACGAGGUCGGCCUCAUGGUCAUGGCCGGCAAGGGGCCCGAGGUCCUCGUCACGCUCACUCAGGACGAGGGCAAGGUCAUGGCGGCCCUUCACGACGUCAAGUCGAGCGGCGAGGCCGACCUCAUGACGGGCAUCCAGGUCGCUCAGCUCGCGCUCAAGCACCGCCAGAACAAGAACCAGCGACAGCGCAUCGUCGUCUUUGCCGGCAGUCCGCUCAAGGACAGCCAGGCCGCCCUCGUCAAGCUCGGCAAGAAGCUCAAGAAGAACAACGUCGCGCUCGACAUCAUCUCGUUCGGCACGCCCGACCUCGCCGCGCUCGUCGAGGCGACGUCGUCGUCGGACAACUCGCACUUCCUGUCGGUCGAGCCCGGCCCGCACCUGCUGUCGGAGCGCGUCAUGCAGAGCGCCAUCUUGCGGCCAGAGGGCGCCGGCGACGACGACAUGGGCGGUGCGGGAGGUGGAGGAGGAGCCAACGCCGACGAGUUCGGCGUCGACCCCAACUUGGACCCGGAGCUCGCCAUGGCUCUCCGCAUGUCACUCGAGGAGGAGCGCGCCCGCCAA